Molecule: messenger RNA, 1326 nt
Organism: Cryptomeria japonica (Japanese cedar)
Lineage: Eukaryota; Viridiplantae; Streptophyta; Pinopsida; Cupressales; Cupressaceae
Product: putative UPF0481 protein At3g02645
Exons: 2
Coding region: 1-1326 (441 amino acids)
Source: RefSeq, a predicted model, not a curated record
AUGGCUCAACCAUACAAAGGUAAGGAAAUUCAUACUGGGGAAGUAAGUGGCGGAGAGAAAACACAAUACAAUGCUUCAACUGAACCCUGGAUUAGCCAAGUGAAAAGUACGUUCAGUCCUUCAUAUAAAAGGUGGCAAGUGUCAGAAAAUGUUUGUAUUUAUAGGGUGAUUGAAGUCUUGAGGAUUUCUAAACCGGAAUUUUAUGCUCCUUUAGUCAUAUCAUUGGGGCCUUACCAUCACAAGAUUAAUCGUAAAUUUUCCAUGAUGGAUCAAUAUAAAGUCGAAGCAGUCCAUAGAUUUUUGUCAAGAGUGAAUAUAGAUGUUGGCAUGUUGAUUACAAAGAUCCAAAAUCUUGAAAGUCAAAUAAGAGAGUGCUACUCAGAGCCAAUUGAGUGGGACGAAGAAACAUUAUCUUGGAUGUUAACAUUGGAUGCUUGCUUCAUUCUUGAAUUCUUUAGAAGCGCUGCCCUAAGAAAAAAUAAGAUUGAUACAGAUUGCUUAAAUCUUAUUUUUCAAAGUAAAAGACCAACCAAUUCAAUGUCUUCUGCUAUAUUAAACGAUUUUAUAAAAUUAGAAAACCAGAUUCCUCUAUUUAUUGUCAUAACUCUGCUCGAAUUAGAAUUUGAAAACUCUGAACGUGCCACGACGGAGCUAGCUGCAAUGUUGAGUACCACCAGACCUUUUAACGGGUCUCCUUUCUGUUGGGGACUCUCAGAUGGUGCUAAACUAAAAUUGAAGAAUUAUUUAGACAAGAAAGCAGCUCCACGUCAUCUGUUGGAUCUGUAUCGAAUGGUGGUUAGAGAUCUGUUAAUAAAUCCAACUGCAGAAUCGAAUGUUCCUGUUGAUCGUGACGACUCCUAUGAUGGUACUGGUAAUAUCAAUAAUGGACAGUCUAGGCGGCGGAUACCAUUUGAUUAUACCAGGUCUACUCCUAGGGCCGAAUUAUUACACAAUGCAGGCAUCGAAUUUCAGCCAGGCCCUUUAAGAUUUGAAAAGAAAAGGUUUGGAAGAGGUAAUUUAAUUGAUUCGGAGAAAGACGUUGCUUUACUUCGAAAAGCUAUUGUAAUUAGAAGCUGGACGGGCAGCGACCAAGACAUAGCUUUCAUGUUAAACCGUAUUUGUGAUGGAAUUACAUAUAGUUCGAUUCCCGAAAUUGAUAUGGUAAUGAAAAAGGCUGAAGAACAUUAUCACAGUCAAUGGAAGGUGUGGAUAACCGAGUUCAAGCAAGAAAAUUGUUCAAAGCCAUGGUAUGUUGUCUCUUUUGUGCUGGCGAUACUUAUUUUGGGUAUGACGGCCAUGAAAACUGUCUAUUCAGUGAUGAAGUAG